AUGGAUCAGGCCGAUAUACCGGCGCUGCUCUCGCGCCUCGCUAGUGACGAGGAUGCAGCGCGCAAGAUGGCAGUGUUCAAACUCCAGUCGUCCAUCAACGACCCGGCUUUCGCCGAUGUCUUCAUCGCCUCGGGCGGCCUCGUCGUUCUACGCCGCCUCAUAAUGACCACUGGCGGAAACACGCUGGCAUAUUCGUUACAAAGCUUGAGUCGACUGCUUGAAGUCGACAUGGGCUGGGAUAUCUUUGAGGGCCCCAAUGCGGGAGAGCUUGUCGAGCGUGUGGUCGAGCUUAUUGUUACCAACCCGCUCGUCAAUAUUCUACGGGGCGCCAUGUCCAUCUUGGUCGGCCUUGUCAGCCAUUCGCAAUCGACGGCCCGCGGGGGCACGCCACGUACGCCAGGCACCUUUGGUUUCAGGGCGCUCAAGCCUGCGGUCGCGGUGUACCCGCAAUUCUUCGAACUGGUCAUCAUGCAGUUGCAAUCGGCAGACCACGCCCUUUGCGCCAAUGCCUUGAUGCUAAUCAACGCGCUCAUACGGGAUGCGGUAUCCAACGACAGUGGGCCUACCUUGCUCGUGUCAAGCGCAAAGGGGACAGUGCCUCCUGGUGAGGAGUGGUCCAAAUUUAUCAAGAAGCUUCAGGAUCUGGGACUGAUCAAGGCGGUGUACAACCUCAUGCAAAGUUCAUCGUUGCAGGACCUCGCGCACUCGUUACUCGAAUUUCAGACACUCACAAAGAUCCUGCUUCAAAAAUGGAGGGCGGUCCGGGUGGACUUGGAGCGGCCAGAGCACAGGAGAGCGCUGAAGGGUUUACAUCUUGCGAGCGCACCGGAAAGACGGCAGACUAACGGAGGCUUGACGACCUUGUCCCCCACAGGAAGACCAUCAACGGCCGCGACAGUUGUGGCCAGGGAAGAGGGAGAAAAGGAAACCGGCGGUGAGACUGCAGCAGGGAGGAAAUCAAGCCGACGACAUAACCCCGAGAAGUGGAGGAGAUUAGGCUUCGAAACAGAAUCACCCGCAUCCGAGUUCGAAGUGGCCGGCUUCCUAGGCAUGAUGGACCUGACAGACUACGUGCGCAAAAACGAGGAUGGCUUCCAGAAGCUGCUGCUCGAGCAGUCCAGCAGGCCACUCAACGAACGAUGCCCCGUGGCGCGGGCUAGUUUGGCCGUGACGAUGAUAUUGUAUGAGCACUUCGAGAUUGAGAAAUGCGAUCUGGACGAUAUCAGAAACGGCGGCUACUACCAGCUUAUCGACGGAGGCGGCAAAGCCCAUGACAAACUCUUCCGCCCACUGUUGCUUCAAUGGUCACGACUACACACCGCGGGACUACAUGCCUUCUUCCGGAUGUGGAAGGCGACUGGGGCGACUCGAUAUGAUUUCGACAAGGUAGCAGAGCUCGUUCGGAUCUUGAUCGAUCAAGUGGUCGGGCAAGCCAGCAGGAGCAAGGACGUGCUGGAGGUUGAAGAUGAACUGCAUGAGUAUGAUUCCGGAAGGCUACGAGAGCUGCAGAUGGAUCUGCUAGAGCUCUCAUUCGAGGAUCAAUGGGGUUCCCAUCUCUUCCAGGUUCGUGAAGAACUUAAGCACGAAGCACUGCAGUUCGUCAAAGAGCAGCGUAUUCGUUGUCUUUUGCAAGGUUCGUGGUUCUCCAAGCCUCAGCCACAUCGAUCAGAACACUCUAGGUCAGAAAGCCUCAAACCCGGCCAAGAAAAGGGUAGCCGACUGUACCAGCCUUGGCGUUUCGCAAAGCUUUCGCACAACAGGCGAUAUCUUCAUUACGCCGACUUUGCCGAACAGACAGCACACGAUCCUGGUCUAGAAGCUUUGACGGAGAAGAUUGAUUUGCUCUCCACCAGCUCGGUGGUAUCGAACGUCUCCAACGCGGAUGAUGCCGCAGCAGCAGGAGAGAACGGAAACCAGGCGUCGUCAAGCUUAACGAGUCUCACCAAGGACGCCAAUUCCGCGUCUGCAGCGGCUAAAUCGACAACGAAGAUCACCAUCUACAGCCUUUCCGAGAAUGUCGCACCAGAGCUGGCCAGCCUCGCCGCAGCAGGCAAGACCAAGGAGCAGCCGAUCCUGACGCUCCAUCCCCUCAACCACAGUUUGGCAUCGGAGUGGCUCGAUGGUCUGCUUAUGCUCCUCAACCAGGCGCCCAUUACGGCCGAGACCAACAAGCUCGUCACGCUGGUCAGCGAUUACGGCCUCAAAAUACGUCUUCUCAAUGUUAGGGCUGAGGCGGUGGAUAAUGGACCGGUCCCGGGCGGUGGUCAGGUGCCUAGUCGGGAGGGGCUGGAUGAGGAUUAUUACUAUGAGAUCUGAGGCUGAUGGUUGGACCUUGUCGACGGUCUCCGUUUCCUACAAAGUCCCCCUUCAUGUCUUUUCCAGAUUCGGCCUAUCUGAUGUUGGACUGGAGGGAUGUCAUUUCCAUUCUCGUCCACAGGCAUCUCCGCUGGAACUCAAACGCGCUCCAUUUUGUUCCACCUUCUUUCUUCACGCUUACAUCACCUUUGUUACUAUACCCAAGAUCCCGUUAUUCUAUCAUCUUGUUCUAUCUACGUUAUUCUACCUUGCGUCUCACUCUACGCGGAGCUUUCGGUUUAUUUAAGGGUUGAUCAUACUGUAUUAUAUCAUAGAAGUAUUUGCUAAAAGAUAAUUUCCUGGA
Neurospora tetrasperma FGSC 2508 is the source of this 2659-nucleotide messenger RNA. RefSeq lists its product as uncharacterized. The coding region runs from base 1 to 2316 and encodes 771 amino acids. The record is from RefSeq and is a predicted model, not a curated record. Gene Ontology annotation, cellular component: plasma membrane. NCBI's taxonomy places the organism in Eukaryota, Fungi, Ascomycota, Sordariomycetes, Sordariales, Sordariaceae. The transcript has a single exon. Gene Ontology annotation, biological process: cell motility; actin filament organization.